Phaedon cochleariae (mustard beetle) is the source of this 2037-nucleotide messenger RNA. NCBI's taxonomy places the organism in Eukaryota, Metazoa, Arthropoda, Insecta, Coleoptera, Chrysomelidae. The record is from the annotation of a GenBank genome assembly.
AUGGAGAAAACUGAAGCAAUACUGGAGACUCAACACAUUUCUGAGGCAUCUGAUUCUCUAUUCUCGUCAUUAGAUAUUUUCUUAGUUGCUUUGAUUGUGGGAGGAAUUAGUUGGUACUUCAUAAAUAAAUACAAGAAAACUACCACAGUAACAAGCGAGAGGUCAUAUUCUAUAUCGCCCUCACCCAUAACAUUAGAAAAUCCAUCGGACAGUUCGUUUAUAAAGAAAUUACAAAGUUCUGGAAGGAGUCUGGUCGUAUUUUAUGGAAGCCAAACAGGAACAGCAGAAGAAUUUGCUGGCCGGUUAGCCAAAGAGGGAGCCAGAUAUAGGUUAAAGGGUAUGGUAGCAGACCUUGAAGACUAUGAGAUGGAAGAACUAGUUAAUUUGAAAAACAUCCCGAACUCUCUGGCAGUUUUCUGCCUAGCUAGCUAUGGUGAAGGUGAACCAACUGACAAUGCUAGGGAAUUUUGUGAUUGGUUACAAAAUAGCGAACCUGACCUCAAAGGACUGACCUAUACUGUUUUUGGACUAGGAAAUAAGUCAUAUGAAUAUUAUAAUCGAGUAGCUAUCAACGUAGACAAACGACUCAAAGAACUAGGUGCUACAAGAAUUUACGACCUUGGACUUGGAGAUGAUGAUGCGAACAUCGAAGACGACUUCAUUACAUGGAAAGACCAAUUCUGGCCUACCGUUUGUGAAUAUUUUGGCAUCGAACCCACAGAAGAAGAAAUCAACAUGCACCAAUACAGGCUCGAAGAGUUCGAGGAAGCUCCAGACAAGGUGUUUGUCGGAGAAAUGGCUAAGUUGGAUUCGUUGAAGAAUCAAAAACCGCCUCACGACGCCAAAAAUCCCUUCCUGGCCAAAGUCAAAGUGAACCGCGAUCUCAACAACAGCGACCGUUCCUGCUUGCACAUCGAGUUCGACAUCAAGGGAUCGAAGAUGCGAUACGAUUCUGGCGACCAUAUUGCCGUCUAUCCGACGAAUGAUUCGGAGCUGGUCGAGAAGAUCGGCAAGCUGUGCGCCAAGAACCUGGACACCAUUUUCACGCUGAUCAACAAUGACGAGGAGUCGAACAAGAAGCACCCGUUCCCGUGUCCUUGUUCUUAUAGGACGGCGCUUACGCACUAUUUGGACAUCACGCAGAAUCCGAGGACGCACGUCCUCAAGGAGUUAGCAGAGUACUGCACCGAUGAAGCAAACAAGGAAAAGUUGAGGCUGAUGUCCAGCACUACUCCCGAGGGAAAGGCUCUCUAUCAGUCGUGGAUCAUCGAGGACAACAGGAGUGUCGUUCACGUGAUCGAGGAUAUGCCUUGUUGCCGGCCCUCUUUAGACUAUCUCUGUGAGCUCCUGCCAAGACUACAGCCUAGGUUCUAUUCGAUAUCCUCGUCUGCCAAGCUAUACCCUGACACCGUUCACAUCUCCGCCGUUGUGGUCGAGUACGAUACGCCCACAGGCCGGCACAAUAAGGGUGUGGCCACCACUUGGCUGAAGGAGAAGGUCCCGGAUCCGGAAAAAGAGGCGCCCGUCGUUCCUGUCUUCAUCCGCAAGUCGCAGUUCAGACUGCCGACCAAACCCGAGACGCCCAUUAUCAUGAUCGGUCCCGGCACUGGUUUGGCUCCCUUCCGUGGUUUCAUCCAGGAGCGUAAUAUCUGCAAGAGCGAGGGCAAGCCUGUGGGCGAGACGGUCCUGUACUUCGGGUGCCGGAAGCGCAGCGAGGACUUCAUCUACGGCGACGAGCUGCUCGAGUACGAAAAGAACGGGCUGCUAACGCUGCAUCUGGCCUUCUCCAGAGAUCAGCCGCACAAGGUUUACGUGACGCAUUUGCUGCAGCAGCAUGCCGAUGAAGUAUGGCGGGUGAUCGGAGAGAAUAACGGGCAUUUGUACAUUUGCGGAGAUGCUAAAAGUAUGGCUGUCGAUGUGAGAGUUAUUUUAACGAAAAUUCUACAAGAAAAGGGCCAGAUGACUGAACAAGAAGCCGUUGCUUUUUUGAAGAAAAUGGAAACGCAAAGACGAUACUCCGCCGAUGUGUGGAGUUGA